CAUUUCAAGCAGGUCCUGUAAGCACGCAAGGCGGCCGAGACGAUAACCCCAUCCGGCGUCCCACUUGCACCAGCUACCCUUCCGGUAUUCUUUGCGCCUUGCCUGUCGUCCCCGCCGCUGUCCUCCUCACUUCCUCCUUUUCCUACACCGUUUCCGCCCUCAAUCGGUUCCGUCCUCGUUGGGAAUGUUUCUUGCUCCUGCGUGUAGCCUGCCACCGUAGUCGGCAGCGCCCCUCUCCCAGCCGUACUCGCCCUCUUACUCGCGCGGCUCUCGUCGAGCCUCCCUUUUCGCAACAAUGUCUCGCUCCCCCGACCUCGACCGCGACGACCUCAGCUCCGGUAGUAUCGACGACGACGAGCGCCAGGGUCUCUAUAUCGACGAGGGCAAGCCUGCAAACUCGUCUCGUGGCCAUCACCGCUCCAGAAGCGUCUCCCACAACUUUCAAUGGCUCUUCCGGCGCCUCCCGAACCUCAGGGGUGCCCAGCGUCGGACCAUCGUCAUUGGCGCCAUUAUCGCCAUUGUCAGCCUGGCCAUCGUUGUCGAACUCGUUCAUGUCAACUCAUAUCGAGGCACUCCGCCACCAACACCGCCGCCUACAGAGGUGGUCGAGGAGGCUAAACCACCUCCCAUCGACCACAACAAGCAGUGCACUACGUGGCCCGUCGAUGAGAGUGGCAACUAUAAUUCUACCGUCGACUACUCAAAGUACGACCUCAAGCUUGACACUAUUGCUCCCCAGGGCGGCUGGAAGAAGCCGGCUGGCGUCAAUGUUGUCGGCCUCAUUUUCUUUGGCCGCCGAAGAACCGUGGAUCUCCUUGACUGUUAUCUCCAGCAGAACCUUGCCAGCAAUGGCGGCUACCUCGACAAGGUCCUGUUCCUGCUGCAUACUCGUGACGAGACCGAUCGCGCCUUCCUGAAAGAUCUUCUUGCCAAACGGCCAGACUAUGAAAUGGUCAAUCCAGGAGAGUGCGAUGGGCAAGACUUCAGCUGCAUGUGGGACAUGUUCACAGAGGACGAUACCAUCUAUAUCAAGAUCGACGAUGACAUUGCAUUUAUUCACCACGAUGCCAUCCCUCAGAUCGUGCACACUCGGUUGGCUGAGCCUCACCCACUCGCUAUUUCAGCCAAUCUGGUCAACAGUCCUCUGACUGGCACUUUCCACACUCUCUUCGGUGCCAUGUGGCCAUUUCUCCCAGACUACAGCAUGAAGCCUUCCUUCAAAGCUGCCGAGACGUGGCGGCCAUCGGAAAAACCUUAUUAUCCUGCCAACAAGAAUGCCAACUUCAAGGAGCAGGAUCUUGUGGACCUGCACGCUCCCUAUGACGGCCACACUUGGCUGCAAGUGUCUGAUGACCACAGCUUCGAUAUCCAGAAGACGCCCAUGGGGAUGAGCUGGAAUAAUGAUGCGGGCGGCGAGACACACCACUUCACCACAGCCUGGCGAUCCUGGGCGGUUGCCGCUCAGCAGCACUACGCCCUCUUCAGGAACUUGGAGCUCAACCGAGUUUCUCAAUAUUUCUUUGGGCGCAAGAUACACUGGAAAGCGACCGAGGAGAAUCUCAAGGUACUUGGCAGCCACGUGCAGACGGAUCCGAAACUGCCCGGAGGUGAACAGCUUUACGAUACCCAGUAUAAGCGCUACAACCUCAACUUUAUUGCAAUCUGGGGCCAUGACGUCAAGGCCAUUGUGCCGUUGAGCACCGACGACGAGCAGGAUAUCACUGUCACAAGACCCCGCGAACUGCACCGGCCUUUCGUAAUCGACACCCGGGUCAUUGUCGCCCACUUGAGCUUCUACACGCAGCACAAUGGAAUCAAGACCACCGACAUCCUCGACAGGUGGCGGGCUUUUGCCAACGAGAUGGUCUGCACGCCUCAGAACCGCAAGACCCCGUUCGACGAGCGUUGUCCUGGGUUCUGAGGAUGAGUCUGUCGGUACCAAAACCAAGCUUUCCAUCAAUACCUGGGUGUGGCGGCGGCUUGUAUGCAAGAGAUGAUUUAGCAACGCGCCAUUGAUUUGAGAACAGCUCGCAUCAUUGCAUUUCCUGGUGUUCAGGGGAAAAUCGACAAGCAUACUUUGUGAGGUUACACAGCGAGGCAUACAAUGUUUCUUCUUGUACAAGUUUUGAUUUGGGCCGGGUACAAGACUGGCGGUGUACAUGGGUUUCAUUCUGAUAUUCACGAUGUCGUGUGUAACUUGGGGCAACAGACAUGGCGGCAGACCUUAGAACGCGGUUAUGCAAACUAAUCACAAUUGUUGAUAUAUCUCGUUAUCCCAAU
Messenger RNA from Microdochium trichocladiopsis, 2280 nucleotides. RefSeq lists its product as uncharacterized. The transcript has 2 exons. The record is from RefSeq and is a predicted model, not a curated record. Bases 296 to 1921 code for a protein of 541 amino acids. Lineage: Eukaryota; Fungi; Ascomycota; Sordariomycetes; Xylariales; Microdochiaceae.